Molecule: messenger RNA, 1149 nt
Organism: Thlaspi arvense
Lineage: Eukaryota; Viridiplantae; Streptophyta; Magnoliopsida; Brassicales; Brassicaceae
Source: the annotation of a GenBank genome assembly
AUGCAUAUCGGUCGAUCAUCUCUUGAUGUAGGAGAAGGAGAAGAAUGCCUUUGUGUCUCUCGUUGGAUAUCAAACGUGAUGGAGCGUAAGGUAUCCCAUCUUGAUUUACGUGUUACUGUGAACUGGGAUGAUUCUAUGCCUGCAAGUAUCUUCGUGAGCAAGUCACUGGUUACGCUGAGAAUUGAAGCUGGAAAUGGUGCCUGCAUUGAUGUGGAAGAUGUUUUUCUUCCGAACCUAAAGAAUCUACAUCUUGACUGUAUUGCGUUUGGAAACGGUGAUCAUUCCCUCGUCAAGCUUAUCUCUGCAUGCCAUGUCCUUGAGGAACUAGUCCUGAUCCAUGUAACUUGGGACGGUUAUUUGAACCGCUCCGUGUCUUCCAAAACCCUCAAGAGACUAACACUGCGCUGUGAAGACUGUGAUCGAAACCCGGAUAGUGUUUCAUUUGAUACGCCAAAUUUUGUCUACUUUGAAUACGCUGAUCAUGUUGCGUACAAGUAUGAAAUUUCGAGUUUCGACUCACUUGUUCAAGCUAGUAUCGCGUGCACAUGCAAGCUAUGGAGAUCUUUGGUCGGAAAUGCAACAGAGCUUCUUAAGCGGAUAAGCAAUGUUCAGAUCCUUUACUUAUUUGCCAACACUCUUGAGGUUCUUACCUUCUGCUGUGAACCAAUACCGGUAUUCAAAAACCUGAUUCAUUUAACCGUUAAGACUCACUGGGACAUAGGAUGGGAAUCAUCGCCGGCUCUACUCAAGAACUGUCCAAAUGUAGAAACCCUCGUCUUCGAAGGACUCCAUCACAAAAAUACAAUCAAAUGCGAGGACGUUGACGGGUGCCUAUGCAAAUCUUCAGAGGAAAUUUCUAGUUUCCUAUCAUCAAGUCCAGUGAAGAUUCUAAAGAUACUCAAGUUUGGUGAAAUUUCAGUUUACAGUGAUGACAAGGAGAAGCAGAAGCAGGUGGAGCUGGUUAAGUAUUUCCUCGACAUAAUGCCGAAUCUUGAACAAAUGAUAUUGUGCUACAAUGCUCGAAUUGAUGAAGAUUUGAAAAGCCGAGUUGAGAGGCUAGUUACUAGGGGAUCUUCAUCGAAGUGCAAUGUCCAACUAAUCAGUGAUAACAUCAGCGAACCAAUUUACCCUUACUCCUUUGACGACUAA